Molecule: messenger RNA, 1629 nt
Organism: Penicillium nucicola
Lineage: Eukaryota; Fungi; Ascomycota; Eurotiomycetes; Eurotiales; Aspergillaceae
Product: putative MFS sugar transporter protein
Exons: 2
Coding region: 1-1629 (542 amino acids)
Biological process (GO): carbohydrate transport; transmembrane transport
Cellular component (GO): membrane
Molecular function (GO): carbohydrate:proton symporter activity
Source: RefSeq, a predicted model, not a curated record
AUGGUAAAAUCGGGGGCUGCAAUCGCCGUCGAGGCAAGCUUGGACAAGGAAAACACCAAGGAACAUAUUGAGGAGGUAGCGUUGGCACGCGUGACCGAGGAAGACUUGUGGAAGCUGUCCCAGGAGUCGUUGCAAAUAUGGUCAUGGACUGGAUUCCGUCUGGGUCUCAUCAUGUUCAUCCACGGGUGCAACCAAGCUGGCUUUGGAAUUGAUUGGGGUGUCAUUGGUGGUAUCAAUUCCCUCCAGCCAUGGCAUGACUACUUUGGCUUUGACACUUCAGGUGGUACAUAUGGUCUUGUCAAUGCCCUGAUGCAGAUUGGAACUGUCUGCGGUGCUCCUUUUAUGGCUUUGGCCGAUGUGAUCGGCCGUCGUGGAAUCAACUUUGCCGGCAAUGCGAUUGUGAUUUUCGCAGCUCUUCUGCAAGGCCUGGCCGUUAACCUGCCCAUGUUUAUGGCUGGACGAUUCUUCAUGGGUUUCGGUACUGCUCUUAUGUCGAGUUCGCAAUAUAUUGGUGAAAUAUCCCCCGUUCACCUCCGUGGUCGCAUGGUCGGCUUUUUCGGAGCUUGCUUCCAAGUCGGCAGUCUGACCAUGCUCGGUGCGAUGAUUGGACUUUCUACUCUGUCGGGUAAUCUUUGCUGGCGUAUUCCCCUCAUCCUCGAAGCCCUCUUUCCAGCCAUUGUCUGCGUGGGCAUUUACCUUGUCACCCCCGAGUCGCCUCGUUUCUAUGUUAUGAAGGGCGAUCGACAAAAGGCCAAGGAAAUCGUGGCCAAGUAUCACACCACCAGCACGGAUAUCAAUGAACCAAUUGUCGAGAUUGUUAUCAGACAGAUCGAGGAGUCUCUUGAGGCAGAUCGCCAUCGAUCAGGUACCAGGGCCUUCUGGGAUUACCGAGCUUUCUUCACCAAGACAGCACGAUACCGUCUCCUGGUCCUGGUCUUGUAUUCGAUCUUCCAACAAUGGAACGGCGGCAGUAUUAUCACAUACUAUAUGACACCUUCACUGCAGCAACUGGGAAUUACCGGCACAAGGCAGCAACUUGGCAUUACCAUUGGAACCACAGCGGUUUACUUUGUCUUUACAGCCGUUGGAUCCCUUCUCGUUGACAAGUUCCGCAGGCGGACCUUGAUCUUUGUUGGUUUAAUCAGCAUGAUCAUCUUCCAAACGGCGACUACCAUCACAUCGUGGCAGUAUAGUCUCAGUGCCAACAAUGCUGUGGCGGCACUCACCCUCCUUUGGAUCUUCCUUUAUCAGACCUUCUCUGCGACGUUCAUUGCGACCAUGCACAAUCUGUACCCGAUUGAGAUUCUCUCUCUGCCUCUUCGUGCAAAGGGAAUGGGUCUAUAUGGCCUGAUCCAAGGCGGUGCUGGAGCCGCGCAAACGUACGGAAUUGGAGUCGGCAUCGCCAAGGUUGGAUACAAGAUUUGGGUGGUGUAUAUCGUUUACAACACCGUCCAGCUUGUCUUGUCUUACUUCAUCUUCCCAGAGACCGCCGGUCUUUCUCUGGAGGAGAUUGAUACGGUGUUCGAAACACCCGGUGUUGCGCCAGUCAAGAUGUCGUUGGACAUCCAAAAGGCCAAAAAGGAGAGAAGCGCCGCGGGACGGGACGAGGAGACUAGGUUUGGAUACUAA